AUGUCGAUGAAUUGGUUCACGUGUUUGACAUGUCGUGUGAAUCUAUUGACCGGCGAUGACCAGCGGAUCCACUAUAAGAGUGAAUGGCAUUCAUAUAAUCUGAAGCGACGUUUGGCUCAAAUACCUGUCGUCACUCUUCAGCAGUUCUCUCGCAUCGAAGAACUCCAUCGAAGUCCAGACAAUGACACCAAUGCUCUCCAGAAGACCCGACUCCGCAAUAAGUCAUCGUUUUAUUGUAAUUCUUGUGGCAAACAAUUCAAUAACGAAAAGGCUUUCGCACAACACAUGAGUAGUAAAAAACACUUGAUUUCUGUGGCCAACAAGAAAGUGGAUCCAAAUGCCAUCGUUUCCGACCAAAUAACAGAACCCGAGACUAGAGAAGUAGUGGUUAACAGUAUCGAUGAGUUAGCCAUUGAGGAUGAUAUUGUGGACGACGACGAAGACUCCGAUUGGGAAAGUGUUGGCAGCGAUGAAGACGUGACAGGAGGAGAUCCUAUUCUUCCCAAUGAGUGUCUCUUCUGCGAGCACUCGAGUGACACAAUUGAGGACAAUGUCUGCCAUAUGUCACAAAAGCACUCGUUUUUUAUACCAGACGUGGAAUACGUGAAGGAUUUGCCGGAAUUUAUCGGUUAUUUGGGCGAAAAAGUAGGUUUCGGUCACUUCUGUCUUUGGUGUUGCGAUUCUGGCAAACGGUUUCGCACGCGAAGAGCAGCGCAACAGCACAUGACAGACAGGGGACACACGAAACUCAAUCAUUCCGACGACCAUUUGCCCGAAUAUUCAUCGUUUUAUGAUUACACCACCAGUUAUCCAGACUUUGAGGCCAAUCAACCCAACGAUGACGAAGAGAUUUCAGUACCACAUCUGGAAGACCAGGACUGGCAGUUGACGCUACCGUCGGGUGCUAUUAUCGGUCAUCGAUCGCUCUUUCGUUAUUACAAACAAAAUCUAAAACCUUUGACUGAGAAUACGGGCAAACCUCAGACCAAAUCGUCGGCAAUCUUAGAGAAAGUGAUGUCGAAAUACAGAGCUCUCGGAUGGACUGGUAUUACAGGAGAGGCAGCGCUUCAAAGGGCGAAAGAUAUCAAGUUUAUACAUCGGAUCCAACGAAAACAUGAGUUAAAAUUAGGACAAAACAACAAUAAGAACCUUCAGAAACAUUUCAGAAAUCAAAUCGGAUUUUCAACUUAA
This is a messenger RNA of Medioppia subpectinata, 1191 nucleotides long. The record is from the annotation of a GenBank genome assembly. NCBI's taxonomy places the organism in Eukaryota, Metazoa, Arthropoda, Arachnida, Sarcoptiformes, Oppiidae.